Coniosporium apollinis CBS 100218 is the source of this 549-nucleotide messenger RNA. RefSeq names its product large subunit ribosomal protein L6e. Gene Ontology annotation, cellular component: cytosolic large ribosomal subunit; ribosome. The transcript is spliced from 4 exons. Lineage: Eukaryota; Fungi; Ascomycota; Dothideomycetes. Gene Ontology annotation, biological process: ribosomal large subunit assembly; cytoplasmic translation. Bases 1 to 549 code for a protein of 182 amino acids. The record is from RefSeq and is a predicted model, not a curated record. Gene Ontology annotation, molecular function: structural constituent of ribosome; RNA binding.
AUGUCGGACGCAAAGGCCCAGAAGUACUACCCGGCAGACGAAGACAAGGCCAAGAAGACCGUCCGGAAGACCAUCAGGCCAGCGAAGCUUCGGGCAAGCCUGCAGCCAGGCACCGUCCUGAUACUGCUCGCCGGGCGCUUCCGCGGCAAGCGUGUCGUCCUUCUCAAGCAACUGCCCCAGGGCGUGCUCCUCGUCACAGGCCCGUACAAGGUCAACGGUGUUCCGCUCCGGAGAGUCAACGCCCGAUAUGUCAUCGCGACCAGCACCAAGGUGGACCUAGACGGCAUCGACGACAGCGUGGUAGAGAAGGUUGGCGGCGAGGGCUACUUCGCACGGGAGAAGAAGAGCAAGAAGCAGGGCGAGGAGCAGUUCUUCAAACAGGGUGAGAAGCCCGAGUCGAAGAAGGUCAGCAGCAACCGCGCCGAGGACCAGCGAUCGGUCGACAAGGCCCUCCUGGCCAACCUCAAGAAGGAGCCCUUCCUCCUCAGCUACCUCGGAUCGACCUUCAGCCUAAGGAAAGGCGACAGGCCACACGAGAUGGUCUUCUAG